CGUUUAGUGAAUCUGUGAUGUAAUCUAAUGUAUCACAUGUUCACAGCAUGUCUGCAACCAAAAGGCAACAAACACUUAAAGUCUUAUGUCUUCAUGGCUAUCGGCAAACAGGCGAUGCAUUCAAAUCAAAAAGUGGAGGAUUUCUAUUCAUCGAUGGUCCACAUGUGGUACCAAUUGGUGCUCAAAACCCGGACGGAGAUGACUUCUGUUUAUGAAUUAUAUACGAAAAUAGCAAAGAGUUGGUGGUUUUCGGACGUAAAUCCCGAUUAUUUUAGUUCAUCUCAAGAAUCAAAUACAUGUAAAGGAUUUGAUGAGACAUUAUCUAUGAUAAGACGUACAAUUGAAACCCAGGGACCAUUUGAUGGAAUAUUAGGAUUCAGUCAGGGAUCAGCUUUGGUGGCACUUCUAUGUUGUCUUAACACUCUGAAUGAAUUCAAUUACAAUCUUAAGUUUGUGGUAAUAAUCGCUGGAUUUAAAAGCCUUUCGACAAAACAUUUGGAACUCUUUGACAGACUUAAUGGUCAGCUCAUAGACAUUCCGUCACUUCACGUAAUCGGAGAAACGGAUCAAAUAAUAGAUAAAACCAGAAGUGAACAGUUGUCGCAACACUUUGCCAAUCCAUUCAUUAUCUACCAUUCGGGCGGACAUUUAGUUCCGUCCCAUUCAUCCAAUAGACAAAAGUUUCACCAAUUCUUUGAUCAAUUUAUUUAGAAAAGUAGUAAAAAUAAAAAUAAUUAAUUUCUAAUCAAAUAAA
Oppiella nova is the source of this 754-nucleotide messenger RNA. NCBI's taxonomy places the organism in Eukaryota, Metazoa, Arthropoda, Arachnida, Sarcoptiformes, Oppiidae. The record is from the annotation of a GenBank genome assembly.